AACAGCAUUUCCAAUGGUAUGAAAAUGGAUGAGGUGGUAUUAAAAUCAACACCCCUGCAAAGGAGCAUGUUAGUUCAUUGCAUCGUCGUUGCCGGAGUCCCAACCCAAUGAAGCUCCUCCGUCAUCACCGUGGCUCAUCCACCGCCACCCUUCUGGCGGAGAAAGCAAUCACAUACCUAAAACGCCACCCUCAAAACCUCCCCUCACUAACCCCUCACUUCACCCCUGAAGCCGCCUCCCACCUCCUCCUCAGCUCCCACCUCAACCAACCCGCCGCCCUCCUCAACUUCCUUAACUGGGCCCAACCCCACGCUUUCUUCACCCCACAUUGCAAAUCCCUCGCCCUCCACCUCCUCACCCGCUUCCACCUCUUCAAAACCGCUCAAUCCCUCGCCGAAGACCUCGCCGGAACCCUAAACGACACCACCGGCGCCGUCGUCUUCCACCUCCUCAAUGACUCCUACCACAAAUGCCGCUCCUCCUCCGCCGUCUUCGACCUGGUCAUCAAAUCCUACUCCCGAAUCAACCUCGUUGACAGGGCCCUCCACACCGUCGACCUCGCCCUCCGCCACGGCUUCUCCCCCGGCGUCUUGUCCUACAAUUCAAUCCUCGACUCGAUCCUGAGGCAUCGGGCCUCCAUCUCGGAUGCCGAGCGCGUGUUCCGGGACAUGGUCCGGAACGGUGUGUCGCCGAAUGUUUAUACUUACAAUGUCAUGAUCCGGGGCUUCGCCGCCGCCGGGAAAUUGGAAUUGGGGUUUGGCCUCAUGCGGGAGAUGGAGGCGAAAGGGUGUUCGCCCAAUGUGGUUACGUAUAAUACGCUGAUCGCGGCGAGUUGCAAGGAGAAGAAGGUGGGGGAAGCGUUUGGGUUGUUGAGAGCAAUGGCGGAGAAGGGUGUGGAGCCGAAUUUGCGUUCGUUCAAUGCGGUUAUUAACGGAUUUUGCGCGGAAGGGAAAAUGAGAGAGGCUCAUGAGGUGGUUGAGGAGAUGAAUAGGAAGGGUUUGGCUCCUGAUUGUGUCACUUACAACACGCUUGUGAAUGGGUUCUGUAAAGAAGGGAAUUUCCACCAGGGGCUUGUGCUUCUUCAUGAGAUGGCUGGUAAGGGGUUAUCUCCCAAUGUUGUUACUUACACCACAUUGAUAAGUGGCAUGUGUAAGGUUAAGAAUCUGAAUCGUGCUGUGGAGCUUUUGUUUCAGAUGCGCGUGAGGGGGCUGAGUCCCAAUGAGAGGACUUACACGACUUUGAUUGAUGGAUUCUGCCAGCAGGGGUUGAUGAAUGAGGCUUAUAAGGUUUUGAGUGAGAUGAUUGUUAAUGGGUUUUCGCCCUCGGUUGUUACUUACAACGCGCUUGUUCAUGGGUAUUGCUUUUUGGGGAGGGUUGAGGAGGCUGUGGGGAUUUUGAGGGGCAUGGUUGAGAGGGGUUUGUGCCCCGAUGUUGUUAGUUAUAGCACUGUUAUAUCCGGGUUUUGCCGAAACCGGGAGCUAGGGAAGGCCUUUGAAAUGAAGGUGGAGAUGGUUGAAAAGGGCAUCUUGCCUGAUGCUGUCACGUAUUCGUCGCUUAUACAAGGCCUUUGCCAGGAGCGAAAACUGCCAGAAGCUUUUGAUCUCUUCCGAGAGAUGUUGCGCGGGGGCCUGUCGCCGGAUGAGGUUACUUAUACUAGCUUGAUGAAUGCAUAUUGUGCUGAAGGUGAGUUGAGUAAGGCUCUUCAUUUGCAUGAUGAAAUGAUACAGAAGGGCUUUUUGCCUGAUAUAGUUACCUAUAGUGUGCUUAUUAAUGGACUUAAUAAGAAAGCUAGGACAAGAGAAGCUAAGAAGCUUCUUCUGAAGUUGUUUUAUGACGAGUCUAUACCCACUGAUGUAACAUAUGAUACUCUGAUAGAGAACUGCAGUAAUAAUGAGUUUAAGAGUGUGGUAGGGCUUGUCAAAGGUUUCUGUAUGAAGGGUUUAAUGAAUGAAGCAGGCAGAGUUUUUAGCACAAUGCUUCAAAGGGAUUAUAAGCCUGAUGGAACAGUUUAUAAUUUAAUGAUUCAUGGACAUUGUAGAUGUGGUAAUGUUCGCAAGGCAUACAAUAUGUACAUGGAGAUGGUGCAUUGUGGUUUUGUUUCUCAUAUGGUGACUGUAAUUGCUCUUAUUAAAGCUUUAUCUAGUGAAGGAAUGAACGAUGAGCUAAGUUGCGUAAUUCAAAACAUAUUGAUGAGCUGUACUCUUAAUGAUUCUGAGCUACCUAAAGCACUUGUUGAAAUUAACUUCAAAGAAGGUAACAUGGAUACUGUUUUGAAUGUGCUAACUGAAAUGGCCAAGGAUGGCCUGUUACCUGAUGGUGGAAAGCAUUCAUAUGCUUCAGCAAGUGCCUAAUAUCUCUUGUUUUUCCUGUUGAACUCUGUUACCAUAAACAUUGAGCUGACUCUUCCAGCUUACAUCUAGCAUGCUUUGGCUUGGAGACUUACAAUGUGGAAAGUUCUCCCUGGCUAGGAAAGCAGUUUAUCACUUUUUUUACCUGGAACUCUAUAACUAUCAAAUAUCUCCUUCUUGAUCAGGAAGGGGGGUAAGACCAAGGCAGAGAGCGAUGGAUUUUAUGGUUCUCAGCAGGUUGUGUUAAAGGUCACCCUGAAAAGCUAAGACAAUAGGGCAUUUGAUUGCAAGUUCAAGGGAAAGCCUGGAUGUCAGAUCAGGAUUGAGAUCUGGAGUCUGAAGUUUGCAGAACUGGAUAUAUGUGGGUGACCGAAUAACGGAUCUUAGAUUGACCUGAUACCAUUUUAGAAUUCAGAUGGUUGCUCGAAGAGAUGAACAGACGAAGAAAAUGGUUGCUUAAACUCAACAAAGAAUAUGGCUACACAAGAUGAAGAAUAGGAAGAUAUGAGUAGGUGGAUGGUUGCUCAAAUGUAGAAGAUGAAGAGAUGAGUAGGGGAUGAUUGCUCAAAUAUUGAAGAGAUGAUGAAACAACAUAUAUGAGUUUCAUGGAGAAGAAGAGUGUGUAUGUGAUGAGGGUAGGACUGUCAAAGAAGGGAGGGUUUAAGUCCAUCCUUCAAUAAAAAUAAAAGUCGGACACAUCUGCCCUAGUUUGUUAAGGAGGCUACUCUUCCAAUCUGCCAAGAAAAUUGAGUAGAUUUCCUUGCAAAAUGGAAUGGACCCUCUCUUGCUAGCAGAUGUUUUAGGAGUUCUCUUCGAGCAACCCUAGUUACUUCUGUUUGUUAGCCCACUAGGGUCUUUAGUUUUUCUCUGAAAAUUGCAUCGAAAAUUAGGGAAAAAUAAUAACCCAUAGGUUAUAUAACUUAUAAGCUUAAUUCUAUUUGGUAAAGAAAUUUGUUUUGGUCAUAAAGGCUUGUACGUUUGUAAGAAAAAAAAACUCUAAAUUAACUCAAAUAACUAGUCAAAACCACACUUUUAUAUCUCUUUCAUAAUUACUCUGGCAACCCUUACAUGAGGUAAACAAUUUCUUACCUUCUAU
Messenger RNA from Lotus japonicus, 3444 nucleotides. Its product is annotated as pentatricopeptide repeat-containing protein At5g39710. The coding region runs from base 108 to 2351 and encodes 747 amino acids. The record is from RefSeq and is a predicted model, not a curated record. Gene Ontology annotation, molecular function: protein binding. Lineage: Eukaryota; Viridiplantae; Streptophyta; Magnoliopsida; Fabales; Fabaceae. The transcript is spliced from 5 exons.